UCCUCCACUUCUGUGCUUCUCUUUCCCCCACCACUCCGUCUCUCCUCCCCUGCAGUCGGAAGUGUUCUUCCUUCCUACCUUCACCAUCACCUUCAGGAAGCUCUUAAUGCAGCUUUUCUUUGCAGGCAUAAGUGCUUCUGAGUCUUCCACCUGUAGAUCUUAGUAGCUUUGUAGGCAUAAGUUCAGCUGGCUUGCUUUCUUCUCAUCAUUCCUUAGCGAGACGUUUAUAAAAGCUUUCAGAUCAUGUAAGAUUUGUUUCUUUCAGUGCAGAAUUCAAGCCCCAAAAAAAACACAAAAAAAUAGUCGUAGUAGUAAUAGUAGGGUUUCAUCUUAUGAUAUCUGAGUGAAACUGCAUCUGCUGUAUCAAAUCCUGGCUAGAAUUCCUCCAUUCUCAUAGCAAAAGCUUUAUAAAAGCAAUCAGAUCAUGUAACUUCGUCCCUUCUUAAUUACUCUUCCCUCCAAAAAAUAAAAAAAAAGACCAAAAAUACACUGAAACCGAAGCCUUUGGCAAUGCCGGAGCCGGAGACGCCGAACGUGUCGGCCCCGGCGACGCCGGGCACGCCGGGCGCGCCGCUCUUCAACUCGCUCCGAGUUGACUCGCUGUCUUACGACCGGAAGUCGAUGCCGAGGUGCAACAGGUGCCUCCCGUUGGAGUCGUGGGCCUCCUCCCCCCACACGUGCUUCGUCGAGCUCCCCAAGCCCGACGUCUCCCUCACCCGCAAGCUGGGAGCAGAAUUUGUGGGGACAUUCAUCCUCAUAUUUGGCGCCACGGCAGCACCGAUCGUGAACCAGAAGUACAACGGCGCCGAGACCCUCAUCGGCAACGCCGCCUGCGCCGGCCUGGCGGUCAUGAUCGUCAUCCUGUCCACAGGCCACAUCUCCGGCGCCCACCUCAACCCGUCCCUCACCAUCGCCUUCGCGAUGCUGCGCCACUUCCCCUGGGCCCACGUCCCCGCCUACAUCCUCGCCCAGGUCUCCGCCUCCAUCUGCGCCUCCUUCGCCCUCAAGGCCGUCUUCCACCCCUUCCUCUCCGGCGGCGUCACCGUGCCCUCCGUCAGCUCCCCCCAGGCCUUCUUCAUCGAGUUCCUCAUCACCUUCAACCUCCUCUUCGUCGUCACCGCCGUCGCCACCGACACUCGUGCCGUGGGGGAAUUGGCAGGAAUCGCGGUGGGGGCCACGGUCAUGCUUAACAUUCUGGUGGCCGGGCCAUCGAGCGGGGGAUCGAUGAACCCGGUUCGGACGCUUGGGCCGGCGGUAGCGGCCGGCAAUUACGAGCGGAUUUGGAUAUAUCUGGUGGCGCCGACGGCCGGGGCAGUCACGGGAGCCGCCGUUUACACGGCCGUCAAGCUCAAGGAGGAGGACGGCGAGAUGCCACGGCAAGUUAGGAGCUUCCGCCGUUAAAUGUUGGCACUCGCAGACCUGCGAUAAUAAAUAUUAUUAAGGUAUGAAGUAAUCUGUCUUUGCUUGAUGUAUGCUUAAGUGGACGUGACAUGAAGUCCACGAAUACUGUGUGUUGGUGUGUCCUUAAGACUUCGUGUGGCUGUGAGGAGUGCUUGGAAUAAAGUGGGCAGUAUAUGCGCCCUGUAAUAAUUGUCGUGUUUGAACUUCUAAGUUAGUAUUUGUAUUUUGGUA
Messenger RNA from Musa acuminata AAA Group (dessert banana), 1632 nucleotides. RefSeq names its product probable aquaporin NIP5-1. NCBI's taxonomy places the organism in Eukaryota, Viridiplantae, Streptophyta, Magnoliopsida, Zingiberales, Musaceae. Gene Ontology annotation, biological process: transmembrane transport. Bases 511 to 1401 code for a protein of 296 amino acids. The transcript has 4 exons. Gene Ontology annotation, molecular function: channel activity. Gene Ontology annotation, cellular component: membrane. The record is from RefSeq and is a predicted model, not a curated record.